This is a messenger RNA of Rhineura floridana, 931 nucleotides long. Its product is annotated as phospholipase A and acyltransferase 3-like. Gene Ontology annotation, biological process: N-acylphosphatidylethanolamine metabolic process. The record is from RefSeq and is a predicted model, not a curated record. The coding region runs from base 58 to 639 and encodes 193 amino acids. Gene Ontology annotation, cellular component: cytoplasm. The transcript is spliced from 5 exons. Gene Ontology annotation, molecular function: A2-type glycerophospholipase activity; glycerophospholipid phospholipase A1 activity. NCBI's taxonomy places the organism in Eukaryota, Metazoa, Chordata, Lepidosauria, Squamata, Rhineuridae.
AGAACAUUUAAAGUUUUGAUAUUUAUCUCUCACUUUGGGACUUUGAAGAGAAUCAAAAUGAAGAGAGGAAUGACAGGAAUGGCAGGAAUAGGGAGAGCGAUUCAAGCUGUGAUCAAUGUAUAUACUUCACAACAACAGCCGAGACGAGGGGAUAUGGUUCAGUUCCAGAGAUCUGGAUACCAACACUGGGGCAUCUAUGUGGGAAAUGGCAAUGUUAUUCACUUUACUUUGCCAGAUUGGGAUUGUGUACGUCAGGAUGUAAUAGGUGGUCAGACCCUAUUAGCCACAGUGCAACGGGAUCGUUUGGCUGAUGUGGCGGGUCGUGAUCCAUAUGCUGUACACAAUCAAUUUGAUGGUGAUGGUGAGCAUCCUCCAUUAGAUCCAGAUGUUAUAGUACAGAUGGCUGAAGAUUUGCUGGGGUUACAGCUUCCAUACAAUCUUCUGACAUCAAACUGUGAACACUUUGCCACAAUGAUGAGAUAUGGUGUUCCUCAGUCAGGACAGACAGAAUUGUUUUGCUUCACGGUAGACCCAAACUUUGCAAGACAGAUAAGAAGAAGAUUAAGAGAGAGACAGAGAGACAGAGUACGUUCAAGUAGGACAGUUUCUCGUUGGUUCCAGAGGGCUGAGGAGCUUUGAGACUGGCCUUCUAAGAAGAAUGAAAAAUUGUGCUACCUGGAGCAAAUCUUAGAAAUAAAGCUCUGAUGUCAUUUGCAACCUUAAAAAGCUUUCCAGAUUUCUCCUAUAACUGAAGAAGCUACAGCUGUCCCUCCUGUAAAGACGGCAGUACUGGGCAGAGUCUCUGAGAUGACAUUCCUGAAUCGCAUCAGUUAUCUAAUCUUGCAUACAUAUGUUGUGCUUUUUUUAAUCUGACUGAAAACUUUCUCAUGUGUAUUUUCAUAGCUGUCAGAAUGGCAGAGGUAAAAUAAAG